Molecule: messenger RNA, 759 nt
Organism: Aspergillus clavatus NRRL 1
Lineage: Eukaryota; Fungi; Ascomycota; Eurotiomycetes; Eurotiales; Aspergillaceae
Product: trafficking protein particle complex subunit 5
Exons: 2
Coding region: 1-759 (252 amino acids)
Biological process (GO): endoplasmic reticulum to Golgi vesicle-mediated transport
Cellular component (GO): TRAPPI protein complex; TRAPPIII protein complex; TRAPPII protein complex
Source: RefSeq, a predicted model, not a curated record
AUGGCACACCCCGCACGACACUCUGCGAUGCUGUCCAUCAGCAACAUCGCUCCCCAGAGUGAGAGACAGCCGCCGCCAAAGCAAGCUCAAACCGUCGCCCAGCAGAGCCCCGGGCUGCGCGUCCCAUCGAAUCGCAAGACCAUCUACGACCGACAUCUGAACCGGAGUCGAAAUGCGGAGCUCAGUCGCGCGAGCUUCGCCUUCCUGUUCGCCGAAAUGGUGACAUAUGCCCAACGGAGGGUGACGGGGAUCCAAGACCUGGAGAGAAGAUUAAACGAACAGGGCUACCCCCUUGGUCUCCGCCUCCUCGACCUCCUCUUCUACAGAUCUAUGUCCUCCACAUCAUCGUCCUCAUUAUCCAGCUCCUCGACCUCCGCGUCUCCCCCCAACCGACCGCUUCGCAUCCUCCCCCUUCUCCACCUCAUCCACGGCCCGCUCUGGCGCCUCCUCUUCCAACGCCCCGCCGAUGCCCUCGAGCACUCGGUGUCGCCCGACACCCCCAACGAAUACAUGAUCACGGACAAUGACCCGCUGGUCAACACCUACAUCAGCGUCCCCAAGGAAAUGAGCAUGCUCAACUGCGCCGCUUACGUCGCCGGGAUCAUAGAGGGUGUCUGCGACGGAUGUGGCUUCGAGGCCAAGGUUACGGCUCACAACCAGCCUACGGAGAUGUGGCCAGGACGGACAAUUUUCCUCCUACGGUUCGGCGAGAGCGUCAUGGAGAGGGAGAAGGUGUUGGAGAGGGCGGGCGUCAAAUAA